CGAUCACAUAUCAAACGAAAGAAAAAGCGUGCUACCCAAAACAAAAUUAAUAUUAAUGAUCGAAAUAUGUGUGUCACACGGACCAUAGUGUUCCGAGCUACGAUAAUAUACUAUACGAGUUAAAAAUGUAAAUUCGCGAAAAGGUCGGAGUGGGGCGGAUCGAAUAAAAAACUGUUGACUUUGGUUGGAGAAUCACAAUCAAAUCGUAAUCGGUGGUUUGUGUUCAUCCACACAUCUUCAAGAUGAAGUUCUUGGUCCUUCUUAGCGUGGCAGCUGUGGCUUACUCCAGUCCUGUGCCUAAGGACGUAUCAGUGCUAAAGUCGGUGGUUGGCAGCUUCGUGAACUGCAUGAAUAGUGAUGUUAACUUAUGCAUCAAGGAACAUGCCCUUCGUGCCACCGAACGCCUCGGAACCGUUCGCAAACUCAACAUUUUCGAAGGUCUCACGAUCCUGAACAGCAACCCUAAAGAAGCCCGCAGCUUGGAGCCUUUGUCCUUCGAACCCCAGAUCAGAAACAAGGAAGUCACUGAGAGACUCUGGGAGAAGGCCAAUGAUCUGCUUCAGAACAGCGAGCUGGAGGUUAGCUUUGGCGGUGAUGAUGAAGAAGAAUCUAGGGCUCUUGAUAGUGCAGAGGAGGGCCGCGGCAAGAAGAAGAAGAAGGAAAUUAAGAAUAAGUUAAAGAUUCUCCUGCCCCUAAUGUUGCUUCUGAAGGCCAAGGCUAUUGCGUUGGCUCUUUUCUUCCUUGGCGUCAUCGCCAUCUCCAUCUGGAAGCUCGCCGUCAUCGCCAAGAUUGCUUUCAUUGCCAAGGUCAUUGCCAUCAUCAAGGCUCUCUUGGCUAAGAAGCACGAGGAGCACGGUGGAUGGGCCCCUCCAGUCCAUGAUGACCAUGGACACGGUCACGGUGGCUGGGAAAGCCAAGGCUGGGGACGGUCUGGCAAGAUCGAAGCCGCUGACAUGGCUUAUGCUGGCUACAAGCAGCAGUAGAUCUA
Cydia amplana is the source of this 988-nucleotide messenger RNA. RefSeq lists its product as uncharacterized. The transcript has 3 exons. Bases 243 to 983 code for a protein of 246 amino acids. The record is from RefSeq and is a predicted model, not a curated record. NCBI's taxonomy places the organism in Eukaryota, Metazoa, Arthropoda, Insecta, Lepidoptera, Tortricidae. Gene Ontology annotation, cellular component: membrane.